Molecule: messenger RNA, 4117 nt
Organism: Fomitopsis serialis
Lineage: Eukaryota; Fungi; Basidiomycota; Agaricomycetes; Polyporales; Fomitopsidaceae
Exons: 3
Coding region: 117-3800 (1227 amino acids)
Biological process (GO): intracellular signal transduction; protein phosphorylation
Cellular component (GO): cytoplasm
Molecular function (GO): protein serine/threonine kinase activity; ATP binding
Source: RefSeq, a predicted model, not a curated record
UUUCAAGAAACCGUUACCGCGGGUUGACCAGCUAAAUCCUGGUCCCCCUCCUCCUGGUCCUCCUUAACCGCUCCGACCACCGUCAUUCCUUACCUUCGCUUCUUGUAAAUGUUGCAAUGGCUAUGAACGGCCACAAGCAUUCGACCUCGGUGUCGCAAACUCAGAACUACAAAGCUCAGCUCGCCAACGCCUAUAAUGAACUUGGGAAGGAGCUUUCGUCUCAGAAGAUCAGGGUCGUCGGGAACUACACCCUAGGGAAGGUCAUCGGUGAAGGCACGUACGGUAAGGUGCGCCUCGGAGUGCACCGCUUGACCGGAAUCCGUGUCGCCAUCAAACAGAUCCCGAAAGCAAUGUCCGCCUCUUUGACCAGGGAAAUACACCACCAUCGCCAGCUUCACCACCCCCAUAUCACACAACUGUACGAAGUCAUUGCGACCGAGUCCAACAUCUGGCUCGUCACCGAGCUCUGUUCCGGCGGCGAGCUAUUCGAUUACCUCGCGGAGAAGGGGAGACUCAACGAGGAGGAGACGCGCGUUAUAUUCGGGCAGCUGUGCCUCGCGGUCGCCUACGUGCACUCGAAGGGCAUCAUACAUCGUGAUCUCAAGCUGGAGAACGUGCUGCUUGACGAGCGCUGCCGUGUGAAGCUCGGGGACUUUGGCUUUACGCGCGAGUUCGAGCGCGGUGUACUGCUCGAGACGUUCUGCGGAACAACGGGCUAUGCAUCGCCGGAGAUGCUCAUGGCGAAGAAGUACCUCGGACCGGAGGUCGACGUCUGGUCUCUAGGUGUGAUACUGUACACCCUCCUGACCGGCACAUUACCCUUCGAUGACGAUAACGAGGACAUCAUGAAAGAGAAGGUUAUUCGAGGGGAGUUUGAGGACCCGGAAUGGCUUUCCGAAGAAUCCCGCGACUUGCUCCAGUCGAUCCUACAGACCGACCCCGACAAGCGCCCGACGAUCGCCCAGAUACUCGCCCAUUCCUGGUUCACGCAGGGUGCUGUCGAUCCAGCGGCCUCGCAGGUCAGCCUCGCCAUCCCGUCGCGGCCAGCAUCUGCUCCCCUCGUCCGACCACCCUCUCAGCUGAACACAACUGUUUCCGGGUCCACCUAUCACUCCGCCUCUUCGGAAUUCCCUACGACGACCCCAAAUGACUCGGCGACUGACCUGUUCUCCCAGGACGCCGAGACCCCUCGGAAGAGCGCUGACGUCCGAGAUGUCGAUCAAUCCCUCGACGACAGCAUGGAGCAGACGCCGUCCCGCCCUGAUAUGCGGAGACACGGAUCCAGUGUCAUGUCGAGGUCCUCCAAGACACCGCCAGUCCUUCCUACUCGAACACCAGCGCGAACGAAGCGACGCUCAGUAUCAUCAACGCUUUCCGAUCCCACCACGCCGACAUUUGACAGAUCGUCUGCGCCUGUUCUCCCUCAGGACUUCUCUUCCGUACUCAACACACCAGCUCCUAUCAUCUUCUCGACGCCGCUAGAGCGCGACCUGCUCAACUCCAUGAGCGUGCUGGGACUUGACACCGGCCAGAUCGUGCACUCAGUCUUGAGUGACGCGUGCGAUGCUACGGGUGCGCUUUGGUGGAUGCUGAAGCGUAAGACGGAAAGGCGUGUCCUCGAGGAAGGAACGAAACCGGAGCUUGUUGAGUCACCAGACGAGGUAAAGCACAAAGAGGACACACAGCUUGGACUGCAGGAGGAACGACGGAAACAGGACAGGUCGAAAGACAAGGACAGUAUCGAGCGCCGCUCGCACGAAACACCGACGAGGGGCACCAUUCCAGCUGCACUCACCCAGGCAAUGUCCGCUCCCGAACUGCAGCUCAUACCUCCGACACCUAUUGCCGCUACGGCAGUUCGUCCGAAGACGCCUCCUCGAGCGAAGUCGCCUACCAACGCACUCCUGUCGCCAUCACCGUCUAUGGCAGAUAUCUCCAUCCGUUCCGGCCCAUCUACUCCUGGAAGUAGCAUGAAGGACAAGGACAAGGACCAGGGGUCGAAGGGCAGGAAGACGCGCUCGGGCAGUGUGAGCAUCAUGCAACGCGCGACGACCGCGCUCGAGGCAGCUGGGCUCGUGCGGAAAAAGUCCUCAGAGGCUGUGCGAGAUAGUGGGGACAAGCGGCCGGGCAUUGGGGAAGAGCCCAGGGCUUCGCACGCCAGCACAUCGAGCAGGCUGCUGAAGAGCCCGCCUCUGAAGCCCAAGGACGCUGGGGUGCCGACUACGCCUCCGCCGUCUAUGAGUAGCGUGAAUGUGCAGGCGGAAACCGGCUCUCCGUGGGUCAUGGCUGGCGCCAGAUCCUCCCCACCUCCUAAUGGCACGGAUUCACCGAGAGACACGCUCUCUGCGUUGCCAAACAUUUCGGGGAACAAGGGCGUCGGCGCCCACCGGAAUCGUGCAAGCUUGCUAUCGGCGUUCCGUAUGUGGUUCAAGGAAGACCCAAAAGGCAAACGCAAGGAGCAGGCGGGGCUUGCCUCCCCAAGCGUGUCUUACAGUCGUCAGCUCAAUAGUCCCGGAUCUUCCACUCCUGUAACUGGCCGUGGACGUGGUGCCGUCAAGCGGCGAGCCAGCGGGAACCGGGGCAAGUUUUCUACUGGGAGGAGUGCGAACAAUCGAGCGAAACGAGUAUCAGCGUCCUCGCGGCGGUCGAGCAGUGCCAACUCGAAGCGCUCCUCUGUUCAGUCUGCUCAGUUCCCGUCAUUUGACUCACCCGGGUACACCAAUGUCUCCAGGCGGAGAAGUGACGCAAGUCGACGUUCGUUCGGCAGCCAUACGCCGAACUCGGAGCGGGAGGACUACGUCUCGCGACCGUCGUCUGUGCAGAGCUUCAUGGGUCACCGGCAUCGGAAGUCGCCCUCCGCGAGCUCAGCAGGUUCGAUGUAUCCCGGACGCACAGCUUCACCAUUGCCGAAGUAUCAUCGGAGAGGAGGCUCAGGCUCAUCGACCCGUGUCGUCAGACAGGUACACGCGCCGCCACACAUAGGGCACCUCCGUUCGAACUCCGCGUCCUCAGCGCACUCGCUGACGUCCUCGCGGCCGGGCUCGAUCUACGAGUUCAGCGAGAACGAGAGCCGGCGGAACAGCUCGCCGCACCGCCCGCUCGGCCGGCGCUCGCUUGAGGAGAAUCAGACCCCGCGUCGGUCGCAUGCGCAAACCGCGUUCGUCGCGCGCAAGCGCGAGACACCCUUUGGGCACCCGAACGGCAGCAGUGGCAGCGGUGGGGGUUACCUCUCCUCGCUCGGCCGCUCGAGUUGGAAGAAGAGCUGGGGGCACGAGCCGCCGGGCUGGCAGACCCGCGCGUCCUACUCCGCGAUCGAGGUGCUGGCGAUCUCGCCGCCUGUCGAGGUCGCACAGGGCAUCCGGGACGUGUUCUCCGGGCGCGCGUCGCUGACCCUUGGCGACGAGAGCGACUGGGUCGAUGAGGACGAGGACGGGCUAGGCUUCGCGGGCGGGCUGGGACAGAUGCCCAUCCCCACGAACGUGGGCACGAGCGCGAGUGCACAGACUGCGUAUGCGCCGCCGUUCGCACCCCGUGCACCUGAGGUGCCGAUGCUGUCUCCAGCGCCGAGGGGCCAUGCGGGGCGCGCGAGCGGGAAGCGCGGGGGUGUAGCGAUUGCAAUACCGAGUACGAGCGCGCGGGCACGGAGCAAGGCGGGGAGGUCGCCGAUGGGGCGCACGUCACCCGUGCCCGACUCAUCGUUUGAGCAGGCGGAGCAGCAGCGCAGCGGUCGGAGACAGUUGCCUGCAAGCCGCUCGGGUCCCGCGACGAUUCAAGAGGAUGACGAGGGCGAAGAGGAGUAAGGACGCUGUGCACCGCUGGCUUCCGGCCUUCGGUCCUCUGUCGAUUGAGGAAUCUAUUGUUAUGGAUGUUAUGCUCAGUAAGUUAUGGGUCGGAUUCUCAUCCUAGCCGCGGUCGACGGACAGCUGCUUCUGUCUCACUGCGGUCUGCAUUGCAGCUAAUUCCACAUCUCCACAAUCAUACUGUACGGUACCCUUUCGUUCGCUUCUAUACCCCUCUUGUUGUCGAGUAUUACCCCGAAUGCAUGCCUGCGCCUAGACUACCACUAGUGGGCUGGACUUCUUUUUGGCAGUUUAUCGACUGCUGCAUAGGCUCUCGU